AUGUCGGCCCCAACACCAGCCUUCUUCGCCGGCCCCCUACGGUACUGCCGCUGGGCCGCCCGCGAGCGCCCCGCAUACUUCUUCUCCGUCAUCAUCGGCGCCGUCGGCCCUCUAAUGCUAGCCACCGUGCCCCCCGCCAUGAAGCGCCUGGGUUACGAGCGCUCCCCGCCGAUCCCCUUGACGUAUCCCAUUCCUACCGGUCCGCGAAAGACGCUAACCGGCUACGACGACUGA
Daldinia vernicosa is the source of this 234-nucleotide messenger RNA. Its product is annotated as NADH-ubiquinone oxidoreductase 9.5 kDa subunit. NCBI's taxonomy places the organism in Eukaryota, Fungi, Ascomycota, Sordariomycetes, Xylariales, Hypoxylaceae. The record is from RefSeq and is a predicted model, not a curated record. Bases 1 to 234 code for a protein of 77 amino acids. The transcript has 2 exons.